Molecule: messenger RNA, 13218 nt
Organism: Mus musculus (house mouse)
Lineage: Eukaryota; Metazoa; Chordata; Mammalia; Rodentia; Muridae
Gene: Knl1
Product: kinetochore scaffold 1
Exons: 24
Coding region: 443-6802 (2119 amino acids)
Biological process (GO): cell division; protein localization to kinetochore; attachment of spindle microtubules to kinetochore
Cellular component (GO): cytoplasm; nucleus; kinetochore
Molecular function (GO): microtubule binding
Source: RefSeq, a predicted model, not a curated record
ACUAGGGCGGUUAGAUUUGAAUACUUCAGGGACGUUGAGAGGUGACGUCCGACUCCAAGGAGCGCGAGGACCCCAGACAAGUCAAGCAGGUGGUCGGUGGCGGGUCAGAAUGCUCCUUUCCGUUCUGGGCUCCUGAGAGGGCUCGGGUUCUGUUUGAGUGCUGAAGGGCGGGCGCGGGUUGCUGAGGUCGCUCGGUCGUCGGGGCGAUCUCGGAAAGGCCCUGCAGCCGACCGGACCGCGCGAGCGCCAACGGCCCGCUCUCCUUCUCCUGGAGCGCCGCGUUUCGCUUCUCCUUUCCCAAAGCCGCUCCAUUCCCGGGGUCGUGUCGUCUGCGCGGUGCGCCGUGGGCCUCCGGGUUCGCCCCGCCCAUCAUCUUUGGUCAGGGCUCCGGGAUCCGGUCCCACCGUCUCUCGCCAACUCCUUGUGAAAAAAGUUUUCAAAAAUGGAUGGGGUAUAUUCAGAAGCUAAUGAAGAGAAUGACAAUACACAGAGACCUGUUAGAAGACAGCAUUCCUCAAUUUUGAAACCCCCAAGGAGUCCUCUUCAGGACCUCAAAUGUGGAAAUCAAACAAACCAGGAACCUAAUCCUCCAAGAAAAAGGAAAAGCUCUCGUCGAGUCAGCUUUGCAGAUACUAUAAAAGUAUUCCAGACAGAGUCUCACAUGAAAACAGAGAGAAAUUCAGAAAUUUCAGGUAUGAACACUUUGCUUUGUGCUCCAAUUCAGACUCAGAUGCAACAAAAGGAGUUCUCAAUUACAGACUGCAACCAUGAAAGGAAACAUGCAAAUGAUCAGACAGUCAUCUUUUCAGAUGAAAACCAGAUGGAUCUGACAGCAAGUCACACUGUAAUGAUUACCAAAGGUCUUUCAGACUGUACCAAAAAUGAAAAUUCUACAAAAAUAGAUACCACGUCCUUUCUGGAGAAUUUAAAGCAUCAUGCUGCAAAUUCAAGAAUUAAAAAGGAUUUAGCAUGUUCCACAGUUUCCUUAAGUCAAAACAUUUUCUCAGAAAAGAUCAAUUCUGACAACUUCAUAAAAAGAUUGAAGACAGGAAAACAUAUUUCGUCUUCUACAGAGCUUGAUAAGGAAAAUGCUGAGAUACCUGUUUAUUCCAAAGACUCAAACAGUGCCUCUUCAACAUAUCAAAUGCAUGCAUCUCUUGGUGUAGAUGAAAAUAGUAGUAAUAGGACUAGAAUCUUUAGAGAACAAGAUGAUGGUAUGAAUUUGACCCAAUGUCAUACAGCCUGUAUUAAGACUUGGAUUCCUCCAUCCACGGAGGCCAAAAUAGGAGAAUUCAAAGGUGAUAAAACAAUUUAUGGCAAUGAGUGUAUGGAGUUGACAACUAACUAUACGAUACAGGUUUUGUCAUCAGAAAAUAAUUUAUCUGAAAGAGAAACUCAAACUCAAAAUGGUAUGAAUGUUACAACAGUUGAUGGAGCUACAGCUCCAGCUCCAGAGAAGAAAACAGCCCUUAAGGAUAAACUAAAUGCUGCUUUUCAAGGCUCUUUCCCAAACCCUGAAAAUAAAAUUCAUAUUAUCAAAUGUCAUCCUAUAGAGUCAGAAACUCAUACAGUCACACAGAUUUCUAGUCAAAGUGCCAGCACAUUGGCUGUAACUUCAAAAUCUAUAUGUUCUAGUCCAGCUAUUGAGGGGUAUAAGACAAUUUUUCAUUCUAGUAGCAAUGAUGCAAUGGAACUGACUAAGUGUCUAUCAGCUAUGGAAGAGGAAAAAAAAUUGCUGAAGGCUGAUGAUAAGUAUUCUAAAAUAUGUACCAAUCCAGAUGCUGGCCCACUCAGAGAGAAAACUAUUUAUUUAGAAGAGGAUAGCAUGGACAUUACCAAAAGUCACACCGUUGCAAUAGAUAAUAAAAUAUUUAAACAUGAUCAAGAAAACAUUAAAAAAGAAAUAAUAGCCAUACCAAUAUUUGAAAAGGAAAUGGUGCUCCGAAAUCUUAUGCCUAUGUCAAAAGAUGAGAAAAGGGAUGUAAAUUAUAUUUCAGUUCCUCAAGUAUCUAAGGAAAGCUUACAACGGAGUCAGACAAACACUUUAUCUGUUUCAUUGACUGACAAAAAGAUGGAAUUCUUGGCAGAUGAAGAUAUGGAUCUGACUAAAAGUCACACAACUAAGUUAAGUCAAGUUAUUCCUACAACUUUUGACUUAGCAUCAAAGAAUGUCACCAAAUCAUACUCUCACAGCAAAAGCCCUUUAAAUGAGUGGGAAAGCCUGGAUAAACAAGUAGUGCUAGGCCAGCAUUCUAAACUUCCUUUACCACAGAGGAAAGAUAGAGAUGAUCCUGACUGUUCUCAUCAUAAGAUAAUGUAUUCAGAGGAGUUACAAACUAUGGAUCUAACCAAGAGCCACACUAUUGUAAUUGGCUUUGGUCCUUCUGAAGUACAAGAACAUAGUAAAAUUAAUUUAGAACACAAAAACAGCCAACUUACAGCAGAAAGCAUACAAACAGCUGUGAACGUUCCUGCAGCAAACUCUAGAGUAGUAACAACUAAUGAUAUGGACAUGUUAAAGGACAGAAGUACACAUAAGCCAGAAUUGCUGAAGGAAAAGCAAAACAUCAAAAUCUAUGGAAGAAAAAGUAUUGGUAGACUGAAAAUUGAUAAAACUAUAUUAUUUUCAGAGGGUAAUGAGGGUGAUAUGGAUAUCACCAAGAGUUGCACAGUCAAAAUAAAUCAUAGAUCUUUAUUAGAUAAGCAUGAUUCUCAUUUAGUAUCUUUGGCAGGAACUUCUAAAACCAUUUUGCAUGCACGUGGUCAGGUUGAAAUGGAAAUCAAUAGAAGUCACACAACUCCUUUAGAAUGUAAAAUUAUCUCGCCCAGUGAUAUAACUCCUGGUGAUCUGGAUAAGACUAUGAUGUCUAUAGAUGAUCAUGAGGAACUAGACAUGACCAAGUCCCAUACUGUUUUCAUUGACUACCAAGCAGAGGCAAAAGGUGUACUUCCAGACAGACUUGACUUUCAAUUAUCCAAAAAGGAAAGCCUACAGAAGCCGAAAGUGACAUCUCUGGCUGAAGAGAUUUACAUUUCAAAAAAUAGUGAAAGCAACCAUCUACCAGCAAAAGGCAGCCAGCUAACAAUAUUAGAGGAAGGGUCUAAUAGCGGGCUUGGAGAGGAAACUAAUGAUGCACAAAAGCCUGGAUUUCUGAAUGAACUUCUGUCAGGCAAAACUCAGAGAAGAAAAAGCCUUAGCCUCAAAAACAAGAGUAUUACAUUUCCAGAGAAUGAUAAAAGUUAUAGAGAGAUCCCUCAGAGUUCUGCAGUAGAAAUAAAUAAUGAAACUAGGCUGGAAGACAGAAAGGGCUUCAGUUUUGUGCCAUUGGCAGGAACUUCCAAACCAGUUUUGUCUGCAUAUGGGCCCGAGGACAUGGAGAUUUCUAUAGGUCAAACCACUGCUUCAGAAUAUAAAACUGUCCCACCAGAAGAAAUAACUACUAUACCUAUGGAUAAAACUGUAAUGUUUGUAGAUAAUUUCGGUGAUCUGGAUGUCACCAGAUCCCAUACGGUUUUCAUCGAUUGUCAAGCCAAAGAAAAGGUACUUGAUGAAUAUACUAACUUGGGAAUACAGAAAACAAAAACUUUGAGUGGUUCUGAAGGUGAUACCCAUAUUCAAGAAAUCACAAAAAACCCAGCAGCUCAACACAAACACCAUAUGACAACUGUUAUUCCUUCUAGUACAGUAGUUAGUGAUCAAAGUUCAAUGAAAAUCAAGUUUCACAAAGCUGAUAGAGAUGAGGAGGUCAAAGGAAAGGAAGUGGAAGCCAAUAUGCUGAAACAAACUAAACCUGAAAGCUGUCUGUUAAAUAUAACAGAUGGAAAAAAUGUGGAUUUUACAAGCAGUUAUACAGCUGAUGUUUGUAGAUCCAGUGACAAGUAUUCCUCUUUACCAAAUAUUUCUUCUUCUGAUAAUUCGGGUGGUAAUACUAUGUCCUUGUGUGAUAAAAAUAAGGAGAAAGCUUAUAAUUGCCAAGUGCCAAAUGAAUUUACUUAUGCAGCUAUCUUACCAAGUACAUAUCACAUGGAUUCUAAAAAACUGUCUGUCUUUCCACCUUGUCCUUCAAAAGAAGUCACUCAAACUGAAAGUGCCAUAGCGCUGCUUAAAGAUGAAGAUCCGGUAGAAGAGCCUCUGGGGGAGAUGGCUACAUUUAACUCAAAGCAUGUAUCUCUUAACCUGGCAAAGGAUCAAACAGAGGCCUUUGUUGAUGUUAGUGUUGCUUCUCAGCCUCAUCUCUCAGCCCAACAAAGUCCAUCAACUCAAAAAGGGCAGGAUGUUGCCCGUAGAGAUGAAGGAAUAUUAGCUAAAGCUGGGAAGAAGGCUUUACCUUUUCUUCUAGAAAAUGUCGCUGCAUCCACAUGGGAAAAUGAGUCCAAAAUACCCACUAAUGUGGAACACUUUGCUGUAACCUAUGAAAAAGAACUGAGUAUAAGUAUUCAAACAGAUAAAUGUAAUACAAAUGUACAGAGCCCUAGUAACUCGGCCCUGACAACACAAGUCAUUCAGACGCAUGCAAAUGCUGAAGGAGCACUAGACUUUUUAGUUCCAUCUACUGUUUCAUGUUUUAGUAGUACCAAACCAAGUCUGAGUAAUUUGAAUAGAAAAACUGAGGAGGUCUUAGACUUUCAGACUGUUAAUUUAUUACCUCCUGCCGAACAGUUACUUGAAGAAGGAAGUCAGGCACAUAGUAUGAGUAUAGUACAAGCUACAGAAAUAUAUAGACUAGGUUCCAGGAAUGAUAGAGAUGAAGAAAGUAAAACUUUCUGUAAUGAGGCUGAAACUACAUCUGUACCACUAAAAACAGCUGUUAAAGACAAAACAAGAAGAUGUUCAUUGGGGAUAUUUUUACCCAAAUUACCAAGCAAGAGAAGUUGUAGUAUCACUGGUGUUGAUGACCUGGAACAGAUUCUAGCAGAUGCAGCUGACUUAACUCAACUAGAAACUCAGCCAGUCUGUAGUAAAGAUCCAGGCAUUGGAUCUGUUGCAGCCAAACUGAAUUUGAGUCCAUCUCAGUUUAUAAAUGAGGAAAAUCUCCCUGUAUAUCCUGGUGAGAUACUUUCAUCAGAUUCUGUUAGCCUGGACAUUGAGGAAAGUGUUCUGAUUGACACAUCUCAGAGAGAGAGUUUACCGUCUGAAAACAAAACCGAAAACUGCAGGGCCCAAAAAAGAACCCGGGUUGAAGAAAAUGAUGUUACAAAUGAGAAAAAAAUCAGAACACAUGACAGUGCACAAGAUCAAGAGAUUUUUGAUAAUCAUAUGGAAGAGGAUAUCAAUAAAAAUGUCAACAGUGUAUUGCUGAAAAGCCUGAGCAGGACACCGUCUAGUUGCAGCAGCUCUCUGGAUUCAAUCAAGUCUGAUGGACUCUCUCUGGAUGUCAGCACACAGCGUAAUAGCCAAAUGGAAUCACAGUUUCUUGGUGACACUAUCUCUGAAGAGAGUUUGAAGGAGAAACUCAAGGAUGGACAAAUUACAAUAAAGGAGUUCUUCAUACUUCUUCAGGUCCACAUCUUAAUACAGAAACCUAGGCAGAGCACUCUCCCAGCCAAAUUUACUAUAAACACAUUACCUACCACAGAAGAUCUGAUGUUGAGACAAUAUGUUUAUGGACCCAGGAUACAGAUUUAUAAAGAAGACUGUGAGCUUCUUCGACAAAAGAUUGACGAAUUAAAGAUAUCUGCAUUGAACCAAAAUAAACUAUUGGCGGAUGUAAAUAGGAACUUGUGGGAAAAAGUGAAAGACUACUCUGAUGAAGAGCUGAAGAACUAUGGGAUUUACCUUAACAAAAUCAAAUCACGUUAUACCAAGAUGACAAAAGUCUUCAAUCACCAAGGAAAAGUGGCUCUGUAUAACAAAUUGGUGCAUUCAGCUGAGAAUGAGAAGAACAAACUUCAGAUAAAAAUAAAUGAGAUGGACACUAUCCUCAAGAAGAUCAAUAACUGUCUCGCUGAAGUGGAAACAGAAACUAAGAAUUUGGAGAAUGAAGAGAAAAAUGAUGCCAUGGAAGAAUGGGAUUCUGAAAUGAGAGAUGCAGAGAAAGAACUGGAACAGCUGAAAACUGAAGAAGAGGAGCUUCAGAGAAAGUUCUUAGAAGUAGAGACACAGAAAACGCAGACCCUUGCUCAGAUAGAAUUUAUAAAAGAACAAACAACUAAAACUGAAGAAUUACUGGAUCAAUUGAGUUUGUCUGAGUGGGAUGUCAUUGAGUGGAGUGAUGAUCAAGCUGUAUUUACCUUUGUCUAUGAUUCAAUAGAACUCAUCAUCACCUUUGGAGAGCCACUAGUUGGUCUCCCUUUUUUGGACAAGGCUUGCAGGAAGAUUAAUGCACUCAGUUUUCAGUCUCUGUUAGAUGAAGAUAAAGCUCCUCCCUCCUCCCUUUUAGUUCACAAGCUUAUUUUUCAGUACAUUGAGGAACAGGAAUCCUGGAAGAAGAAAUGCACAGCACAGCAUCAGGUGCCCCAGAUGCUUCAAGAACUCUCACUGGUAGUGAACCAUUGUAGGCUUCUUGGAGAGGAGAUCGAAUUUUUAAAGCGAUGGGGGCCAAAUUAUAGCCUAAUGCAUAUAAAUGUGAAUAAUACUGAAUUGAGGCUUUUAUUCUCCAGUUGUGCAGCAUUUGCAAAGUUUGAGAUAACUUUGUCUCCCUCGGCCCAUUAUCCCUUGGUCCCGUUACCGUUCACCAUUCACAAUCACAUUGGGAAGACUGGCCAUGAUGAAAUUGCUGCAAUUAUCUCUAAAGUGCCCUUAGAGGAAAACUACCUGAAGAAUGUAGUCAAGCAAAUUUACCAAGAUCUACUUAAGGACUGAAAGUUUUCCCGUAAGACCCACAGAUCACAGCUAUAACAACAAAGGAAAAAAAAAUCCAUUUACCCAGGCCCCAUAUAGAGGCAAACGCUUAUAAUCUCAGGAUUCCAGUGAGAGAAGAUCAAGGCUAGCCUGGGCUGUCUAGGAGACCUGGUUGAAAAACAAAAUACUUAAAUGAUAUAUCGGGGUCAAUAUUGAUAUUUAUCUUUUGUCUUAACAUCAUAUAAAAGUAGCAAAAUUCUGCCAGGUGGUGGUGGUACACGCCUUUAAUCCCAGCACUUGGGAGGCAGAGGCAGGCGGAUUUCUGAGUUCGAGGCCAGCCUGGUCUACAGAGUGAGUUCCAGAUCAGCCCAGGCUAUACAGAGAAACCCUGUCUUGAAAAACAAAAACAAAACAAACAAAAAUGCAAAAUUCCUCCUGAUGAUAUCAUAAUUAAUUUGUAUCAUUAGUUUUAAAAUACCUAGUUGAAAAUGAUGAGGUCUCAAAUAGCAUGUUAUCUGCUUGCUAUUAUCCUUAUACCCAAGAUUAAAUGAUCAAACAUGUGAGAAAAUUUUCCUAAAGUAGCUUGUUGAUAGACCACUUACCUUGUGUGUAUAAAGCCCUAUUUUUUAAAAAGUCUAAAGUUGUGCUCUUCUCUUAAUACAAGCUCUAAGGGGUAACAUUUAUAAGGAGGUAGUGCACAAAGAUUAAGCCUUUCCUCUUUUUGGGUUUUUUUUGGGGGGGGGGGGUGUUUGGUGUUGUUUUUAUUUGUUUUGGUUUUUGGUUUUUCGAGACAGGAUGUCUCUGUGUAGCCCUGGCUGUCCUGGAACUCACUUUGUAGACCAGGCUGGCCUUAAACUGAGAAAUCUACCUGCCUCUGCCUUCCAAGUGCUGGGAUUAAAGGCAUGCGCCACCACUGCCUAGCUAAUCAUUUCUUGUUAUCUAGAGCUGUGUAUUUAUGGGUUUUGCCUAGCAGAUAUGUCUAGAGUGGAAACACUUCUAUCAGGUUCUGGUAGAACAUAUCUAUGGCUGCAGAUACUCAGAUCACUGAAAGAGGGAGACCACAUGAUCUCAUGACUUCAAGACGAGCACGGUCAACAUAGCCAGGGAGAUUUGUCUCCAUAACACCAACAGAACAUAUCUAUUCACAAAUUAUUCAUUCUUCUCCAUUUCAGAAAUGCUGUUUAAAAAAAAAAACUACUCAACUUUUGGAAUGGUUGCCAUCUUGCAAGUCUUAGUAUUUUUUUACAAUGUUUAUUAAUGUUUUCUCUUUCUAAUGUAUAUUCUUUUUAUUUCUCAUGUAUACUCUUUCUAGGAAAAGAUCAUUCAUUUUGGCCUGAUAUAUUAUGUAAAUAUAUGAAUAUUUUGUAUUUGUAAUAUAUGUGGUAAUGAAAUAAUUUGCCUUCGGUAUAGGUCAUUUCCUUAUCUAUAAAGAAUGCUUUACAGGCCGGGCGUGGUAGCGCAUGCCUUUGUUUUGUUUUGUUUUGUUUUGUUUUGUUUUGUUUUGUUUUGUUUUUCCGAGACAGGGUUUCUUUAUGUAGCGCUGGCUGUCCUAGAACUCACUCUGUAGACCAGGCUGGCCUCCAACUCAGAAAUCUGCCUGCCUCUACCUCUGCCUCUGCCUCCUGAGUGCUGGGAUUAAAGCACUGGCUUCAAUCUUUUUUUAAUAACAAAAUUUAAACAAUAUCACAUUGCUAUACAAGUUUCUCACAAUCAUUCUAAACUAUUGCUUUCUGAAACCACACUUUUACUCAUAUACAAGAACAAUACAUAGAUUGUUUAAUAAAUUAACAGUAUUGUCUCUGAGGUAGACAAAUGUGAACGAACUUUCCCCCUACAUGCUAGUCAAUUCUUAAUCAUGGUAACUUUUGUUUCUUUUAUAUUUAAUUCUAAACUGUGUUUACAUCUUAAAAUUAAUUUAUCUUAAAUUUUUACUUUUUAUAUCAUGGUAAAGUCCUUUUAGUCCCACAAAUGUUUUUUAUCUUUUUUUUUUUUUGAAAGUUUUUACUUAUGAUCUAUACAUCAAAAGGUUACACACUCUAAUGGCUUUCAAAAGUCAACACAAAACUCUUUUGACUUAGAAAUUAAGCCAAAUCGCUUCUCGGCCUCAAGAAAUUAAGCCAAGAUACCCGUAAAAAUCUUUUAAAGUCAUCAGUAUGGUUUGUUUCCUAUGAGAUUUAAUUCAUCCUUUUUCCUGUAUAGCUAAAAAUUAGAGGUUAUAUUUUUUCCUUAAACUUGAAAAAACUGCUCCAAGAAUUUCUCUUAUAAUAAUGGUGUCUGUUUUUUGGCUUUGGAUAAUGUAAUUAUGUUUAUAUAGGUGUUUGUAUUUUUGAAUAUUUAUAGUUUUGGCAAAUUUCAUAUUUUAUAAGUUUUUCUUUUUUUUCAUUUUAAAGGAUUUUUUUCAUUAUUAAAGUACAUUGAUUACUUGUAAUCCUUUAUAAUUAGUAUCUCUAUUAAGAGUACUCUGUAGUGGGGCUGGAGAGGUGGCUCAGCAAUUAGUACCUGCUGUGUCUAGCAGCCUUAAUCCAGCUUUCAUCUCAGGAGACAGAGGCUGAUGAAUCCCCAAGUUCAAGGCUGGCCAGGUUUAUAGAAGGAGUUCCAGGACAGCCAGGGCUACACAGAGAAACCCUGUCUCGGAGAGGAGAAGGAAAACAAACAAACACUUGCUGGUCUUGUAGAGUUAGUUCCCAGUACCCACGUGAUAGCUCGUAACUGUCUGUAACUCCCGUUCUAGCUCAUGCAAUACCUCUUCCAGCCUCCAUGAGCACUGGGCUCGCACAAGGCACACAUGCCUACACUGACUAAAACACCCAUAUACAUGAAAUAAAAAGGAGUCUUUUUUUGUUUUGGCUUUUGGUUUUUCAAGACAGGGUUUCUCUGUAUAGCCUUGGCUGUCCUGGAACUCACUUUGUAGACUAGGCUGGCCUUGAACUCAGAAAUCUGCCUGCCUUUGCCUCCUGAGUGCUGGUAUCAAAGGCGUGCAUCACCACACCCGGCUGUUUUGUUUUGUUUUCUUUUCUUUUCUUUUUUUUUUCAUUAAUUUGUUUUCUUUUGGUUUUUUUUUUUUUUAAAGAUUUAUUUAUUUAUUAUAUGUAAGUACACUGUAGCUGUCUUCAGACACUCCAGAAGAGGGUGUCAGAUUUUGUUACAGAUGGUUGUGAACCACCAUGUGGUUGCUGGGAUUUGAACUCCGGACCUUUGGAAGAGCAGUCGGGUGCUCUUACCCACUGAGCCAUCUCACCAGCCCCCUUUGUUUUCUUUUAAGGGUAUUUUUGCCUGGUAUAGUGGUGCAGAUCUUUAAUCCUAGCAUUCAGGAGGCAGAGGCAGGUGGAUCUCUGAAUUCAAGAGACCAGCCUGGUCUACAGAGCCUAGUCCCAAGGAUAACUAGAGCUAUACAGAGAAACCCUGUCUCCACAAAAUCAAACAGGCACACACACACACACACACACACACACACACACACACACACACACACACACACACACACCCCUAUACUUAACCUUCAGUAUUACCAAAAAGAAAAGGGGAAAUACAUUAGCCUUUUAUGUGGCACAAGUCUGUAAUGCCUGUCCUUGAAACCUCAAAAGGUCAUCUUUAGCUACAUGACAAGUUCCAUAACAGCCUGGAUACAAAAGUUGCUGUCUCAAAAAUCAAAUAAUUAAGAAUUAAAAGCUAGAUGGAGCUAGUGAUUUAACUUAUUUGUUAGAAUGCACACAUGCCUACACUGGCUAAAACACUCAUAUACAUGAAAUAAAAAUGAGUCUUUUUUUGUUUUUGUUUUGUUUUUUGGUUUUUCGAAACAGGGUUUCUCUGUAUAGCCUUGGCUGUCCUGGAACUUACUUUGUAGACCAGGCUGGCCUCAAACUCAGAAAUCCGCCUGCCUCUGCCUCCUAAGUGCUGGGAUUAAAGGCCUAUGCCACCACCACACCAGCUUACAGAAAGUAUAUGUAGACCAUGCUGUCCACAAAUUCAGAGACCCAUCUCCCUCUACCUCCCAAAAUGCUUCCUGCCUAUAAUCCCAGCACUUGAAAAGUGGACACAGAUGAUCAGGAGUUUAAAAUCAAUAUCUCCUGUAAGUAUUCCUUGGAUGGAAGGAUAUCCUGGGAGGGAAGGGAUGAAUCCAGGAGUGGUUGCCUCUGCUCCUGGGAGAGGAUAGAAGGGCACUAGACAAGGCGGUUGGGGGCAGCUUAUAUAGGAUUUCAUAGAGGGUGGGGCUUUUCAGGGCAGAGGUUUUUAUUUUUAUUUUUUUGGUUUUUCGAGACAGGGUUUCUCUAUGAAGCCCUGGCUGUCCUGGAACUCACUUUGUAGACCAGGCUGGCCUGGAACUCAGAAAUCUGCCUGCCUCUGCCACCCGAGUGCUGGGAUUAAAGGCAUGCGCCACCAACGCCCAGCUCAGGGCAGAGAUUUUGAUUUGACAGUUGGUAAGACUUCAAGUCCUGCGUUUGGGGAGCUCAGGGACUGGUGGGCUUCCCUGUCCUUGGUUUGGUGGGUUUUUGUGAGAAGUACAGAGAUUGGUAGGUUUUUUGGCUCAAGGAUUGGUGGCUUUUUUUUUUCCACCCUCUCUUUUCUGCAUCAGGUUCAUGGGUUAGGAAUGGCUUUGGCUGAGGUACCACCUCUGUGGAGCUACUGGAGAGGAGACAUUGCCACCGCGGACAGCUCCUGUGGUGCUAAUUCAUGAAGUUCAUAGGCUGAGGCAGGAAAGGUGCCACCACCAUGGACAGCUCCUACGACUGCACCUCUAGCUAGUAGCAGGCAGAAUUGGGAAAGGAUGUGUUGCCACAGUGGAAAGCUACUCGUGACAGUAUCAGGGUAAGACAUGGCUGUUUGGCAGGUACUGGCAUUUUAACAGCUCAUGUUGAGGCAUCUUAUGGGUAGGUUGGAGCAGGAAGAAGGAGCCAGCAACUGCUUUGACAGCUUGCCCAGAGUCUACAUCUACUACACACCAAGUCGAAGGCCAGCCUGGGCUACAGGAGAUCCUAUUUCAAAAACAGAGACCGAGGAUUUCAUUCAGGAGAGUGUUCAUCUAGCAUGCACAAAACCCUGGGUUUGAUCCUAAGCAUCUGUCUAAACUUAAUGUGGUGCACCACAGUGGUUAUACUUUUUAUUGUCAUUCAGACGCCUUGUCAAGUUCUUCCAGGCCAUAGCCACCGCCAGUUCUCCCUAUUCACAAAUUGUGAUAUGAGCAAACACAGUUGUACACAAGAGAUUAUCCUAACAUCUCUCCUUUAUAGUCCAAUAAAAGUCUAAUUUCUCUAAUGCCAAUUAACUACAUACAAUAAGAACAAUAAUGAGAACUGUCAGGUAGGAAUUACAUUCAGUGUCUAAUCAUCUCUGUUUGGCAACUUUGGAAAAAGUACCCCACUAUCCUAACUUGGUGAAUCUAAAGUUCUGUAUUUAAAUCACUUUCUACCAUAAUUGUAUGAAUCAACCUAAAAACAUCAUUAUUCUCAUUGUAUGAUAAUAUCAGUUGUGCUGAGGUCUGGGGCCCUGUUAACAGUAGCAAUGAAAAGAUGGCUAGCUAUGCAGCUAUCCUAACACCAUUUAAUAAAAUAUUUUACCACUAUUGAUUGGUGAUGCCUUGAUUAUCAUAUACUAAAUUGUUAGUUUUUUAUCAUUUCAGUUUGUAGGAGGCAGAACAAUGAACCCUUAAUGUCUACAUUUGUAACCCCAGAAAUGUAAUAAUGUUACUCUGUUUAGCCAUAGAGGUUUUGCAGAUAUAUUAGCUGGGCAGGCAUGCUAUCACAUACCUGUUAAUCCCAGCACUCAGGAGGCUAAGCAGAGAGGAUUGUUCCCUAGGCAACAUACUGAGACUGCCUUUAAAAAGCAAAAUAAAAUUCAGAGAGAAGAUUACAUUCCUGCUGAUUCAAAUCUGAUUGAGCUUGCUUCCCUGGAACUUCAGGUCAUUGGGUUACAGAUGUGGGUCAGUUGAAUACUUGCCUAGUUCAGGAACUCAGAGUUUGAUGCUCUGCUCAGUACUACAUAUACCAGUCAUAGUGGUAAGUUCCAGUAGUCCCAACACUCAGAAGGGUCCAAGUUCCAAGUAUCUUCAUCUACAAUGCAAAUUUGAGGUAAGCCUGGGCUACAUAUACCAAUUAAAGAACAGACAUGACUAAGAUUGUAUAGUUCAAUAUUUUUCCAAUUACAGUUAUAUUUUUAGGAAUUGUUGGUUCUCUUUUAGAAUUCUAGUUCAUCUUUUUUCCCAGUUCUUAGGUUUUUGGUUUUUGAAGAAAAGUACUCAGACUAGUUUAAGCAUUUUGGGAUGUAUGGGUUGUGCUAAAUUACCAAAAGCAACACCCAUGCUGCUGGGCCUCUGAAGAAGUGGAAAGAUCUGAAAAGUGAUAAGAACGAAAAGCAAGUUUUUGGGUCUUGGGGUAUUUGUUUCUUCUACCCCUUUCUAUCUCAAUUUAACUGAGAAUGAAUAAACCUUUUCUUGUUUGACA